AAGAGAAGAGGCCAUCUCUCGUCUCCUCUCUCGCACGUCACGCACGAAAAAUCAAUUCAAAUCCUCUCUCUCUCUCUCCCUUCUCUCUCUCUGCAAUGUCGUCCGGCGGAGGCGUCGCGGUCGUCGACGGCGCGCAGCUCGGAGACGUCGACCUCUCCCUCCCCGACCACCUCGCCGCCGCCCCCCUCACCGGCGCUCAGGUGAUCGAGCUCGCGGAGUCCAGAGUUAGCGACCGCCUGUACGGCAUCGCGUUGCCGGAGACCAUCAGGUCCACCGCUCUCGGCCGCGUCGGCGGCGGUUUCCAAGGAGCGGAGCUGGACGGGGAUCAGGCCGCGGAGAAACUCAGGGAGUACGUCGCCGCGAUCGCCGAUGCAUUGAAAGAUGAUCCCAUUGUUGUAUCAAUUUUGGAUGGGAGUACUAUACAGAUAUAUCUAGAGGAUGAAGAUGAUUUUGCAAUGUUAGCAGAGAAUCUCUUCACAGAACUAGAUGCUCAAGACACGGGAAAGAUCAAGAAGAGUGAGAUUAGAAGAGCUCUUGAUCACAUGGGAGUCGACAUGGGCGUUCCUCCACCUUCAGAGCUACCCCUGCUUAGUGACAUCUUGAAGAAACAUGGAGCUGAAGGAGAAGAGGAAGUGGGCCAAGCACAAUUUGCGGAAGUACUCCAGUCUGUUCUACAUGAAGUAGCAGAUACCCUGGCUGAAAAGCGCAUCGUUUUCACUCAUAAUGCGAAGGUUGUCAAUGGUUCUAAGAUCAGAAAGCUCUUGAGCAAUGAAAAGCAACUGAUGAAUGUCACAGAGAAGAUCUUGGAGGGGAAUCAUGAAAAAGAUUGCGUUGAAACAGUUAGGAAGUAUCUGGAGAAAAAUGGUGCCGAUAUGGGACUGCCGCCACCGGACGUUGAAGAAGCAGUUGCACUUUACAAUGCAGUAUUUUAUAGUGCUGCUUACGAUAAGAGUGUUUUGGAAUGGAGAAAGGACGAAAUCAGGGAAAUUGUGAAGGACAUCUUGGAGAAGUUUGCGGAGCAACUCGAAACCGAUCCUGUUUGUGUUGAUCUUGGCAAUUGAGGGAGAAAUGUGGUGAGAAAUGCAGUGAUGUAUAGUAUUUCUCGGUGAUGCGGCUCAUCCAGUCAGCAUUACCAAUGACCAUUUUGCUCUCACCCUGCUAGAUACCGUCUUCAUGUACCUUCUGCAGACAGCUUCAUUACUUUCUUGGCCACUCCUGACCCCUCCUCAUGGCCAUGGUCACCUUAUGUAAUUUAUGUCAUGGGAUACAAUGAGGGAUUGAGAUGCCGAAUAACAGUUCAGUUUCGGUUCGGACAUUUCUUUUUUCACUAAUUUGCGCGUUGCAGAUAAGCUUUUCUUC
Molecule: messenger RNA, 1359 nt
Organism: Eucalyptus grandis
Lineage: Eukaryota; Viridiplantae; Streptophyta; Magnoliopsida; Myrtales; Myrtaceae
Exons: 5
Coding region: 96-1061 (321 amino acids)
Source: RefSeq, a predicted model, not a curated record